CGCAUAUGUCGCUGCUGUUUCAUCAUGAAGUCUAAAGAGAAUAGGGCAUGGGCUUUUGUUACCAGGAAGUGGGUCGCGUUAUUUAUAUUUCAACACUUGCGAGACCGGCGUUCGGGCGCGCGCUGGUAAUACGAAACUUAUAAUAUCAUUCUGCUCUUUAUACGAUUCCCCGGGAUUGAGGAGCUUGGCAUUAAGGGAUGUUUUUGCCACGAAUGCUGUAUGGAUAUCCACGAUAAAUCAACGGAAAGACAUUGACAAAACUCGCGCCAGGACACGGCUGCACGCCAGGUGGCGUUGUAAUGAAGAUCCAUGAGAAGAUUCUAACCCAUUACCUGUCCUGCACUUCACCUGUCGAUAAAGAGGGCUAUCUUUACAAAAAGAGAGAGAGGAACACCACGUACCUGCGCCGCUGGUUUGUGCUGAAGGGGAAUCUGCUGUUUUAUCAGGAGCGUCCAGGCGAUCGUAACCUGUUGGGUGUGAUUGUUCUGGAGGGCUGCCUGGUGCAGGCGUGUGAGACAGAUGGUCAGUUCUGUUUCUCUUUGGUGUUCACUGGACCAGGCCUCCGCACGUAUAGACUAGCCGCUGAUGACCAUCUCAGCAAGGAGAGCUGGAUCGGUGCACUGUUCUGCGCCAGUCACAUCUACCUUUCCAUGAUCGUCAGAGACCUGGAGAGACGCUACGAAGAAGCUAAAAGAGACAAAGGCCUUUGUGAUUCCAUCGAGACCUCUGAAGUGACGUCUUCACCCAAUAAGAUAAUGGCUUCCUGGAACUCAGGACAACCCUAUUUCUUACAUGGGACUUCCAUAGUGCCCAGAGAUGGGCGGAGCUACAGCACCAGUUCUGUACCACCUCCGUCUAUGCCGAACAGACCCAUCAGCUAUAGUCUUCAUGGCCCUCCUAUUCAAUUCAAGAAUAACAAUAAGCGAUCUCCAAAGCUCUGGCCCAAGAGAAAUGCGCAUGUCACACCCUUAAAUGGUCCGGCACCAUCUUCCGGGGAGUGGCCCAUUGUGAACUUUGAUCCUUUGGAAGACUUUAGUAAACUGCACGAGUACUAUGGAGAGGAGGUUAAGCAACUCAGAGCUGAUUGGCUGAAGAAGAAGCGCGAGGAAGUGGGACAUGUCGAGGAGGACCUCAUUGAUCUUGGCUAGAGCAGCAUCUAAUAUAUAUGAAUGCUUAUAUCACAUAUAUGCAUUUGUUCAUGUUGUCGUCUAAAUACCAAACCUUGUUCAAAAACAAUAGCUUGAUGAAUGUAUUAAGAUGCAGUGCUAGUCGAAUCCUGCGGUCUUUUUAAUUUUAUGAAGGCAUGCAGAUUAGCACUGACUGACACAGAUCUUGUGGCGUUUUUUUUAUAAAACAUUUCUCAUUUCCUCU
Molecule: messenger RNA, 1371 nt
Organism: Carassius carassius (crucian carp)
Lineage: Eukaryota; Metazoa; Chordata; Actinopteri; Cypriniformes; Cyprinidae
Product: sesquipedalian-1-like
Exons: 4
Coding region: 300-1148 (282 amino acids)
Biological process (GO): receptor recycling; retrograde transport, endosome to Golgi; endosome organization
Cellular component (GO): recycling endosome; early endosome; trans-Golgi network
Source: RefSeq, a predicted model, not a curated record